Penaeus vannamei (Pacific white shrimp) is the source of this 546-nucleotide messenger RNA. NCBI's taxonomy places the organism in Eukaryota, Metazoa, Arthropoda, Malacostraca, Decapoda, Penaeidae. The record is from RefSeq and is a predicted model, not a curated record.
AUGAUCGUUUUGGAACUAGCAAUGGUCUCAGAAGUACCAAUGGUAUUUCAAUGGCUUCGGGAGCAGCAACGGUUUCGGAAGCAGUGUUAUUUUCAGAAGCGAUGUAGCAACGGACAGGUGUUACAUGUGGACGGUAGAUGCGUAGCUCCAAGAGUCAACCGUCGUGUGUUCUUGUAUGAUGUACCAAGAACUCCCACGCCAACAGGUCCUCCACCUUUCAUCCCUGCACCAACAGUGGAGACUAACCUGUUGUUCAUCCGAACUCCUGAAGGAGGACAAGGGCCAGAUCCAAUCGUUGUACCUCCUCCCCAGCAGGAACACGUCGUGUACAUCCUCAAUAAACAGUCGGAAGAGGGUCAAAAGGUGAUCGAAGUUCCAGCACCACCACCUUCAGAUCCCGAAGUGUACUUCGUCAACUAUGCUGAAGGAGAGAAUCCAACUCUUCCAAUUGGAGUUGAUCUGCAGACUGCCUUGGAUGCCGCUUCGGCUGGCAGUGGUCAAGUAGUUGGGAGUUCUGUAGGCUUCAGUGGCGGGCGACUGGAGUAA